Episyrphus balteatus (marmalade hoverfly) is the source of this 1058-nucleotide messenger RNA. RefSeq names its product probable peptidyl-tRNA hydrolase 2. Bases 229 to 768 code for a protein of 179 amino acids. The record is from RefSeq and is a predicted model, not a curated record. Gene Ontology annotation, cellular component: cytosol; mitochondrion. The transcript has 3 exons. Gene Ontology annotation, molecular function: peptidyl-tRNA hydrolase activity. NCBI's taxonomy places the organism in Eukaryota, Metazoa, Arthropoda, Insecta, Diptera, Syrphidae.
GACUUUUCUUUUUUGCAAAAUUUCAGAGGCUGUGCAAAGGAAUUUCACACAAAAAAAAAAAGAUCCUUUUGAAAGCCACAUUGCUUUGAAGAAAAUCCAAUUUUUUUUUAUUAAAUAAAGUAUAUAAUUCAUUAUCUUCCAUUUUCUUCUUUAAAAUUGAAUUGCCAUUCUAAUUUUCAUUCCCAAAACAUCUAGUCUAGAAGUUGUAAGAAAAAAAAGUAGAAAAAAAUGGGUGGCGAUGCUAAACUCCUGGAUACCACCCAAGUUAUCAAUGGUUUAGCUGUUCUACUCUCAUUUUUUGUCGGCUAUAAGUAUGCCAUUAAAAAGCAUAUAACAGAAGCUGACGAAGACAAAGAAGGUUGUUCCAAAGACGAAGCUAGUUCCACUGGUGUAAUGUCUUUUUCAGACUUUUCGGAUAACUACAAAAUGGUUCUUGUAGUUCGAAAUGAUUUAAAGAUGGGAAAGGGCAAAAUUGGCUCCCAAUGCGGGCAUGGAGCUGUUGGAGCUUAUCAAAAGUCAAUGAGACACAAACCCAAUCUUGUGCGAGCGUGGGAACGAACUGGUUGUGCUAAAAUAGCUUUAAAGGUUGAAAGUGAAAGAGAAUUACAAACAAUUCGUAGAGCUGCCGAAGCAAAUGGUUUGAUUUGUUGCGUCAUUCAUGAUGCCGGUCGCACACAAAUCGAACCCAAUUCCAAGACUGUGUUGGCCAUUGGACCAGCUGCUGCUAGUGAUAUUGAUAAAGUCACAGGUCAUCUUAAGCUUUUGUAAAGCGCAAAAACACUUUGUGACAAUUCCAAGUUGAAUUCAAAAUCAACUUCCUUUUGACGAAUUUUCAAACGUAAGGUACCUCUAAAACAAUUCAAUUUAAGGGAGCACGUGUCGUCGUCGUUUCACCACCAGUUAGCACGGACAUUAUGGAUUUACAUAGAUUCACAUUUAAUUCUUAAGACUUUUUCUCACUGUUACAUUUUUUUUUUUUUUAACUUAACAAAUCAUAAAUUGGCUUUUUGAAGUCACGAAAUAAUAAUAAUAAUAAAAAAAAAGCACAGCAUUGUAAU